GAGGCGCCCUGGCUCUCCUGAGCCGCUAGUACUGCUGGCAAAAAGAUGGCAAAAUCAGAUACACAUCUAUUGAUUAUCUAAUGUAAAAUGAGAAUAUUUGGAGCCAUUUUCCAUUUGACAGAGGAUCCAGCCUUGGCACCGAUCUGAUCUACGCCAGACAGUGAAAAAGAUUGGUGUCAUUUCCUGCAUAACUGGAUGUAACAUCUCCUGUGGGAAGAGGACAGACUGUCACUGAAUUUGGAGAGCAUCAGACUUGUACUUUGUCAUGAAAAUAGUGCCAACUCUCCAGUUGAAGCAGGAUUGCCACCAAAUAUUCACAUAGUCUGUGAAACUCACAACUACAAAAUCAUCCAGAACAUAUACACGUCCAAGUCCAGUUUUGAUCUCGGCUCCAUUUUUUUAAUUUAGUAAAAAAUGUAUGGUAGUGCCCGCUCUGUUGGCAGAGGGGAUGCCAACCAUAGCGGAGGAAGAGAUGGAGGUGGUACAGGUAAUCAGGGAUCUGGCCGUUCCCCACGCCUUCCCCGUUCCCCUCGGAUGGGACACCGUCGAACCAACAGCACCGGAGGGAGCGGAGGGGGUCCUGGUGGAGCAGGAGGCAAGACCCUAUCCAUGGAGAACAUCCAGUCCCUCAAUGCUGCCUAUGCCACUUCAGGCCCAAUGUACCUGAGUGACAAUGAGGUUGCCAUGGCUGGUGACCACCUUCCAAAAAGUGGUGGGACAGUUACAACUAUGGGAAGACAGAGGGUGACGUAUGGAUCAAGGAGUAGUGGCAGUGGUGGUGUGGCUGCUAGCACUCCUAACAUUUCCACCACAGUGCCUGCCAAUGCUGUGCUACCAGCAGGCAUGAUGGCAGGCGAUGCUCUGGCUUUUGGGGACCACCACAUGGCCUCCACUGUGCCCCAUUCUCUAAGGCAGGCCAGAGACAACACCAUCCUUGACCUCCAGGCUCAGCUCAAAGAGGUUCUGCGUGAGAAUGAGAUGCUGCGGCGAGAGGUGGAAGUUAAAGAAAGCAAGCUCAGUUCCUCCAUGAAUUCCAUCAAAACCUUCUGGAGCCCUGAGUUAAAAAAGGAGCGAGCACUUAGGAAGGAUGAGGUUUCUAAGAUCACUGUGUGGAAGGAACAGUACCGUGUGAUUCAAGAUGAAGCACAGCACCUCCAGAUGACUGUUCAGGCUCUUCAAGAUGAGCUAAGGAUCCAGCGGGACCUGAACCAGUUGCUCCAGCAAGAUCCAGCCAGUCAAGGCCGGGACCUGGCCCUGUCAUCUGAACCUACGGAGGAGAACUACCGACGGCUACAGGCUGAACACGAGAGGCAGGCCAAAGAACUCUUCCUACUAAGGAAAACCCUUGAGGAGAUGGAGCUGAGGAUCGACACACAAAAACAAACUCUAGGAGCCAGAGACGAGUCUAUUAAGAAACUCCUGGAGAUGCUGCAGAGUAAAGGACCAUCAGCCAAAGCAUCAGAGGAGGACCAGGAGCGGACCAGGAGAUUGGCUGAUGCAGAGAUGCACAGGCAUCACCUGGAGAGUUUAUUGGACCAGAGAGACAGAGAGAUUACUGCUCUAAGAGAGGAGUUGCACCGUCGAUACGAGGGAACCCCUGAAUCCACCAAAACCAAAGCUCUACAGACUGUCAUAGACAUGAAGGACGCUAAGAUCAAUUCAAUGGAGCGGAGCUUGCGGGACAUGGAGGAGGAGCUGCUAAUGCUGAAAUCCAAUGGACUUCUGAGCUGUGAAGAGCGUCAGGAGGAAAUGAAGCAGAUGGAAGUCUACCGUAGCCAUACCAAGUUCAUGAAGAAUAAGAUGGAGCAGGUGAAACAGGACCUCUCCAGGAAGGACACUGAGUUGCUUGGUUUGCAGACAAAGCUGGAGACACUCACUAAUCAGUUCUCAGACAGCAAACAGCACAUCGAAGUCCUCAAAGAGUCCCUAACUGCCAAAGAGCAGCGAGCUGCCAUCUUACAGACAGAGGUGGAUGCCUUGCGCCUGCGCUUAGAAGAAAAAGAAGCAACUCUGAAUAAGAAGAGCAAACAAAUACAAGAAGUGUCAGAGGAGAAGGGCACGCUCAAUGGGGAGAUUCAUGACCUCAAAGACAUGUUGGAGGUUAAGGAGCGCAAAGUGAAUGUGCUGCAGAAGAAGAUUGAGAACCUACAGGAGCAGUUGAGGGAUAAAGAGAAGCAAAUGAGCAGUCUGAAGGAGCGAGUCAAGUCUUUGCAGGCAGACACUUCCAACACUGACACUGCCCUCACCACACUCGAGGAGUCUCUUGCAGAAAAGGAGCGCAUCAUUGAGCGUCUUAAGGAGCAGCGAGACAGGGACGACCGGGAGAAGGGAGAAGAGCUUGACUGUACCAAGAAGGAACUGAAAGAACUGAAGGAGCGACUGAGCUUACUGCAAGGAGACCUGUCAGACAGAGAGACCUCUCUGUUGGACCUUAAAGAGCACGCAUCAUCCUUGGCCUCCUCAGGGCUGAAGAAAGACUCUAAACUCAAGAGUCUGGAGAUUGCCUUGGAGCAGAAGAGGGAGGAAUGCCUCAAACUGGAGAACCAGCUAAAGAGAGCUCAGAAUGCAGCCCUGGAGGCUCAGGCAAACACAGAACUGGCAGAGCGCAUUAAUUGCCUCGAGCAGGAAGUGGCCCGCCACAGAGAGGAUUCUGGGAAGGCCCAGGCUGAGGUAGACCGCCUACUGGAGAUCCUUCGGGAAAUGGAGAAUGAGAAGAAUGACAAGGACAAAAAGAUCAAUGAGCUGGAGAGUUUGGCCUCCAGGCAGAUGAAGGACCAGUCCAAGAAGGUGGCAUCUCUGAAGCACAAGGAGCAGGUGGAGAAGAGCAGGAACGCUCGACUUAUGGAGGAGGCCAGAAAGAGAGAGGACAACCUGUCUGAGACAUCACAACAGGUGAAGGACACCAUUCGCCAGAAGACAGAGCGUAUAGAGGAGCUGGAGGAGGCCUUAAGAGAGAGUGUUCAAAUCACUGCUGAGCGUGAGAUGGUGUUGGCACAGGAGGAGGCUGCCAGGUCUCUCCAGGAGAAACAGAAGCACUCACUCAAACCAAUGCAUGAGUCCAACCUCGCCCACCUUAAGUGGUCUAAGAUGGAGGAGCUGCUGGGGGCCAUGGAGAAAGUGAAGCAGGAGCUGGAGUCCAUGAGAGCCAAGCUGGCCUCCACCCAGCAGUCUCUAUGUGAGAAAGAGGCUCACCUCACAACCCUACGAGCUGAGCGCAGAAAACACCUGGAGGAAGUGCUGGAGAUGAAACAGGAGGCGCUGUUGUCUGCAAUUAGCGAGAAGGACGCUAACAUUGCACUGUUGGAGUUGUCCUCAUCAAAGAAGAAGAAAACCCAGGAUGAAGUGGCGCAGCUGAAGCGAGAGAAGGACAGACUGGUGCAGCAGCUCAAGCAGCAGACUCAGAACAGAAUGAAGCUGAUGGCAGACAACUAUGAGGACGACCAUCUGAAGACUGUCCCUGACCAAACAAAUCACAAACCCUCUCCGGACCAGAUGAUACCCCCUCUUCUAGCCCUGUCCCAGAACCGCAGUAAGCUCAAGCUCUACAUCGCUCACCUGACAGACCUCUGCCAUGACCGGGACCCCAGCAUCCUCAGCCAGCUCACGCCACCCUCUCACUAUCACCACAGCGACCCCGAAGACUGGGAGGAAGAGCUCCAGAAGAUGAGUGUCGAACAGUUGGAGCGGGAGCUGGAGGUGUGUGAGAAGGAGAGCGGAGAGCUGCAGGAAUACGCCAACUCAGUUCUGCAGCAGAUCGCAGACUACUGCCCUGAUAUCCUGGAGCAGGUGGUCAAUGCCCUGGAGGAGUCCUGCUGACAACGCUGACCUCAGACAUGACACGACUGAGCCCUGGUCUUCAGACAAACCUGUUCCUAAACCCGGGCGUCCCUACCUCCAUCUGACCAGGCUCCGGAAGGAAGACCGAAGAGCUCGGGGGCAUUAUCGCACACCGCUGAGCCGCUCUGCCUCGCUCCCCUCGUCCACCCCAGAUCGAAACUUUACGACUGCCGAGUGCUUUCCUGUCACAUGUGUCGCUCUGAUGUCAGGCUCGCAAAAAUCAAAUCAAGGGUGUUCACAAAUUCAACCGCAGCGCUGUUAAAUAUGGCACUUCAAACAAGUAUCGACUGCAGGCUGAGGUCUGCUGAUUUAAUGAAGGAGAUGGCAGAUGGCGAGGUUUGGGAACAGUGGGAGAAGGAACGCUAAAGUACACACAUAAUGACAUUUUAAGCAGAGAGCAGCAUACUAGAAGUACAUGAAAAGUACUAUAAGGAUGCAUUAUGUUUAAAAUGUUUUUUAAAACUUUUAUAUGCAGCAUUUGUUUUUUUGUAGUUGUUUAUUUCAGUCUCUUUGCCAGGGAAUCGAAGCAAUCUUCCUUAUAUAAAAAGUGAGGAUUUCAUUAUUGUUAUAUUAUAACAAAGCACAAAUUCAAUCAAAAGAAAUCUGUGAAACAUGAUGAAUACAGCAGAUAACCAUUGGAAGCCACUGCCAUUUGUGGAUGGAUUUUAAUUACUGAUCGGCCACAUUUAACCUUUAAGCCAUAUAUCACCAUUUCAUUUAGCAUUUUUUUUAAAAAACAAAAAUCAGGUAUUUUCAUGUAUUUAAUUUACUGAUCAUGUAGAUGUUCAUAA
This is a messenger RNA of Sphaeramia orbicularis (orbiculate cardinalfish), 4628 nucleotides long. RefSeq names its product ELKS/Rab6-interacting/CAST family member 1. NCBI's taxonomy places the organism in Eukaryota, Metazoa, Chordata, Actinopteri, Kurtiformes, Apogonidae. Gene Ontology annotation, cellular component: cytoskeleton of presynaptic active zone. Gene Ontology annotation, molecular function: structural constituent of presynaptic active zone. The transcript is spliced from 22 exons. The record is from RefSeq and is a predicted model, not a curated record. Gene Ontology annotation, biological process: neuromuscular synaptic transmission; regulation of synaptic plasticity; maintenance of presynaptic active zone structure. Bases 415 to 3816 code for a protein of 1133 amino acids.